This is a messenger RNA of Procambarus clarkii (red swamp crayfish), 1434 nucleotides long. The record is from RefSeq and is a predicted model, not a curated record. Lineage: Eukaryota; Metazoa; Arthropoda; Malacostraca; Decapoda; Cambaridae.
AUGAUACUGGGAGGUUUUAGAGCAAGAUUUCUCCGUACGAGACUGCGUGUGCCGUACCGGACUUGCUCUGAUGAGACGCCGGCAGCAACCUCGUCAGUUCACAGACCGCUAGCAGCUGUUACUCCCACGUCUCUUUUUUUUCAUUCUGGAGACUCCAGCCCGCUCUCAGGAGACUCCAGCCCGCCCUCAGGAGACUCCAGCCCGCCCUCAGGAGACUCCAGCCCGCCCUCAGGAGACUCCAGCCCGCCCUCAGGAGACUCCAGCCCGCCCUCAGGAGACUCCAGCCCGCCCUCAGGAGACGCCAGCCCGCCCUCAGGAGACUCCAGCCCGCUCUCAGGAGACUCCAGCCCGCCCUCAGGAGACUCCAGCCCGCCCUCAGGAGACGCCAGCCCGCCCUCAGGAGACUCCAGCCCGCCCUCAGGAGACUCCAGCCCGCUCUCAGGAGACUCCCGCCCGCCCUCAGGAGACUCCAGCCCGCCCUCAGGAGACUCCCCGCCCUCAGGAGACUCCAGCCCGCCCUCAGGCUACUCCAGCCCGCCCUCAGGAGACUCCAGCCCGCCCUCAGGCUACUCCAGCCCGCUCUCAGGAGACUCCAGCCCGCCCUCAGGCUACUCCAGCCCGCUCUCAGGAGACUCCAGUCCGCCCUCAGGAGACUCCAGCCCGCCCUCAGGAGACUCCAGCCCGCCCUCAGGAGACUCCAGCCCGCCCUCAGGAGACUCCAGCCCGCCCUCAGGAGACUCCAGCCCGCCCUCAGGAGACUCCAGCCCGCCCUCAGGAGACUCCAGCCCGCCCUCAGGAGACGCCAGCCCGCCCUCAGGAGACUCCAGCCCGCCCUCAGGAGACUCCAGCCCGCCCUCAGGAGACUCCAGCCCGCCCUCAGGAGACUCCAGCCCGCCCUCAGGAGACUCCAGCCCGCCCUCAGGAGACUCCAGCCCGCCCUCAGGAGACUCCAGCCCGCCCUCAGGAGAGAUCCAGCCCGCCCUCAGGAGAGAUCCAGCCCGCCCUCAGGAGAGAUCCAGCCCGCCCUCAGGAGAGAUCCAGCCCGCCCUCAGGAGAGAUCCAGCCCGCCCUCAGGAGAGAUCCAGCCCGCCCUCAGGAGAGAUCCAGCCCGCCCUCAGGAGAGAUCCAGCCCGCCCUCAGGAGAGAUCCAGCCCGCCCUCAGGAGACUCCAGCCCGCCCUCAGGAGAGAUCCAGCCCGCCCUCAGGAGACUCCAGCCCGCCCUCAGGAGAUCCAGCCCGCCCUCAGAGAGAUCCAGCCCGCCCUCAGGAGACUCCAGCCCGCCCUCAGGAGACUCCAGCCCGCCCUCAGGAGACUCCAGCCCGCCCUCAGGAGACUCCAGCCCGCCCUCAGGAGAGAUCCAGCUCCACCUCACACACCCCGCCCAUUGCGGAGUGAUGAUUGCAAUCGUACCAUCUCAGGUUGAAUGUGUGUGA